AUGCAAAUUUCCGUACUCUGCGCCGUUGCCAAUGAAGCAACUUUCGAAUGUGAAAAUGUAUCCAGCGGUAUUUAUCACAUGAAUUGGUACCUGUUGCCCCGUCGUGCUAAGAGUUAUUUAAUUCUCAUGAUGGUUCGCACAUUGCGACCGGUUGUCUUCAUGAGUGGUCAUGUCAUCGUUCUUUCCCUUAAUGCCUUCAGCAAUCUCCUAAAACGAUCGUAUUCAGCGUACACGAUGCUCCAGCAGAACUCCAAUUAG
Messenger RNA from Fopius arisanus, 258 nucleotides. Its product is annotated as odorant receptor 42b-like. Gene Ontology annotation, molecular function: olfactory receptor activity; odorant binding. Bases 1 to 258 code for a protein of 85 amino acids. The transcript has 3 exons. Lineage: Eukaryota; Metazoa; Arthropoda; Insecta; Hymenoptera; Braconidae. Gene Ontology annotation, biological process: detection of chemical stimulus involved in sensory perception of smell; sensory perception of smell. Gene Ontology annotation, cellular component: plasma membrane. The record is from RefSeq and is a predicted model, not a curated record.